AUGUCCGCUACCGAACGAACAGCGCUGUUGUCGGAUAACCCUUACGGGCCAGCACCACUAGAAACAGCCCAUCGACCCGCUUCCACCGGGCCCGAGACUGCGAAACCUAAAAAUGUUGCCAAAGAACUGGGUCCCAAUAUUGUCCCUCAAAGAGCAAGUAGAACGAGUCAGAAGCUCAAGCUGCUUCCUGAUCAGCUGGAUUAUACGUCAAUUGAUUCCAGCGUAGACAAGUCCUACUCUUUACAGAAAAUCACCGAUAGACCGGCUAGAAAAGAUGCAGAGCGGUUGGGCAAAAAGCACCGUUCCUUAUUACCCCGUGUUACCGCCUACUGCACAGCUGGUUCGUACAAGAUGCGAGACCUCAUCAGAUGGCUUAAGGACCGUAAACGGAUCCAUGGAACGAUGCCAAAGCUUUUUGACGAGUGUAUAUACACUCCGUUUGCAUACAAAGACUGGAGAAGCAACAGUAAUGGCUCAAGCAAGAGACCUGACUUCAGCGACAAGUCUUCUUUGACCACGGAGACAAUUAGACUGGAUGACGAGGGAGGAGAGAUCGACGUGGGCAAACGUUCCACCGAUGUGUUUAUUUUCGAGUACGGAGUGGUGGUGCUUUGGGGAUUCAGCAAACGCGAGGAGGAAGCAUUUCUGGUCGAUUUGGCCAAAUUCGAGAACGAAAAGCUCUCGGACGAGGACGUCCAGGCUGAAGAAUUUAAUUACUACAUUACCCACAGUUAUCAGCCCAGAAUCUACAAUGAUUUCAUCACAUUAAGAGACGAUUCGAACUAUAUGCUUAAGCUGAGCAUUUCCUACGCAAUCUCGCAAUCGGUCAAGAUUUCGCUGUUUGAGGAGCUUGUCGAUAACACCAUCGAGGACACUCAGGAUAUUCCGCAGCAAAUUGCGCAGACCGGUAAGGUGGAGAUGAGCAGAGAGGAGAUCAUGAAAUCCAUUGGUGAGCUUUUCAUUCUUCGUAUCAACAUCAAUCUGCACGGUUCUGUGCUGGAUUCGCCCGAGCUCAUGUGGUCGGAGCCACAGCUAGAACCGAUUUACCAGGCUACACGUGGAUACAUGGAAAUCAACCAACGGGUGGCUCUCCUGAAUCAACGUCUGGAAGUGAUCAGCGAUCUGUUGCAAAUGCUCAAAGAGCAGCUAGGACACUCAAACGACGAGUACCUGGAAUUCAUCGUGAUUAUGCUGAUUGGUGCAGAGGUGAUUGUGUCGAUCAUCAACAUUAUCGUCGACAUAGUGGGGCAAAGAUAA
This is a messenger RNA of Ogataea angusta, 1257 nucleotides long. RefSeq lists its product as uncharacterized. Lineage: Eukaryota; Fungi; Ascomycota; Pichiomycetes; Pichiales; Pichiaceae. Bases 1 to 1257 code for a protein of 418 amino acids. The record is from RefSeq and is a predicted model, not a curated record. The transcript has a single exon.